AUGGAGGACUGGAACUCCACCUUGGGAAGCAACUUUAUCUUGGUGGGCAUCCUGAAUAACAGUGGAUUUCCUGAACUACUCUGUGCCGUGAUCACAGUCCUGUACAUGCUAUCUUUGACCAGCAAUGGGCUGCUGCUUCUGCUCAUCACAAUGGAUGUGAGGCUCCAUGUGCCCAUGUACCUCCUGCUUAGACAGCUCUCUCUCAUUGACCUUCUCCUCACAUCAAGUAUCACCCCCAAGGCCAUCACAGAUUUCCUGCGUGGAGAUAACACCAUCUCCUUUGGAGGCUGUGCCCUUCAGAUGUCCCUUGAACUGAUUCUGGGUGCAGCAGAGGACCUGCUUCUAGCUUUUAUGGCCUAUGACAGGUAUGUGGCCAUUUGUCAUCCUCUAAACUACACAACUUUCAUGAAUCCAAAAGUCCUUUGGCUCAUGGUAACCACAUCAUGGAUCCUAGCAUCCCUGAGUGCCAUCGUAUAUACCAGUUACACUAUGCACUAUCCCUUCUGCAAAUCCCGGCUGGUAAAACAUCUGUUCUGUGAGAUCCCACCUCUGCUGAAGUUGGCCUGUGCAGACACCUCUAGAUAUGAGCUCUUGUUGUAUGUGGGUGGUGUGAUGUUCCUGAUCCCCCCACUUGCUGCCAUUCUGGUCUCCUACACACUGAUUCUCUUCACUGUGCUCCACAUGCCCUCCAAUGAGGGAAGGAAGAAAGCCCUUGUCACCUGCUCCUCCCACCUGGCUGUGGUUGGGAUGUAUUAUGGCCCUGCCACAUUUGUAUAUGUCCUGCCCAUUUCCUUUCAUAGUCCCAAACAGGACAACAUCCUCUCUGUAUUCUACACUAUUGUCACCCCAGCCCUGAACCCCCUCAUAUAUAGCCUGAGAAACAAAGAGGUGAUGAGAGCCUUGAGGAGAGUCUUUGGGAAAUACAUUCUGCCUUCCAUCCCCAGGGAUUAG
Molecule: messenger RNA, 951 nt
Organism: Dipodomys ordii (Ord's kangaroo rat)
Lineage: Eukaryota; Metazoa; Chordata; Mammalia; Rodentia; Heteromyidae
Product: olfactory receptor 2AG1-like
Exons: 1
Coding region: 1-951 (316 amino acids)
Biological process (GO): G protein-coupled receptor signaling pathway
Cellular component (GO): membrane
Molecular function (GO): olfactory receptor activity; G protein-coupled receptor activity
Source: RefSeq, a predicted model, not a curated record